CAAGAAUACUACUUCCGGUGUUGAUGUCACGCUGACGACAAAUGAAGCUAGUUGAAGGCUAACCGUGUCAAACGAUAAACCUUACUACAUUUCAGGACCAGUGUCAUCGUUAUUUAGUUUCUUUUCACCAUUUCAAAGCUUUAAUCAUGAUGCAAUUCAUACUUGGCUUCACUCUGGGGAACGUGGUUGGCAUGUAUCUGGCACAGAAUUACGAGGUACCCAAUAUUUCAAAGAAAAUCGAGGCCUUUAAGAAGGACGUCGAGGCCAAGAAAAAACCCCCAGAAUAAUGGACACAAGCACGUGUGGAAAUAUGGCAAAUUGUUAUUAAACUUAGAGUGAUAUUUACGAAAAAGAAUAUAAUCUAGUAUGUGUUAAAGUAUAAACAAAAGCGCCCUCAAGGUGCAGUAUAUUCCUAGUGUCAAAUAGUGCCUCAAAAUCAACAUUGCUUUGAAACUUAAUGUGUUCUGCAUUUUGCAUUGUAUUCUCUCUCUCUCUCUCUCUUCUAAAUCAUGGUAAUUGAUUCAUUAAUUUAUUUUAAAAACCUUUUUUUUGUCAGAAACAGCUUGCAGUGUGACCCAGUUGUUGGAUUCUCUGUAUUUAUUGAGAAAAAAUAUUUGCAGUGCAGAUAGAAGCUGCACGUAAUAAUCAGAUAUUCAAAACAAUUACUGCAAUGUUUUAUAAAGCCUUCUUAAUAUUGUGUAAUAAAGUUCUGAGAUUAUACUAAUAAAAUGCUUGCUUUAAA
Carassius carassius (crucian carp) is the source of this 742-nucleotide messenger RNA. RefSeq names its product short transmembrane mitochondrial protein 1 (gene stmp1). NCBI's taxonomy places the organism in Eukaryota, Metazoa, Chordata, Actinopteri, Cypriniformes, Cyprinidae. The transcript has 3 exons. Bases 147 to 287 code for a protein of 46 amino acids. The record is from RefSeq and is a predicted model, not a curated record.